AUGGGUCCCGUGGCGUUCACCGAGUCCGCCGCGCCGGUGCUCCUGGCGCAGCCCGCGUACGCGCUCGACCCCGACGACGACGGCGCGCACCCGGUGUCCGCGCUGCCCCCGGCGGCGCAGCUGGCGCUGCCCGUGCUCGAGCUCGUGGCGGCGGACGACGGCGCCCACCCCAACCCCUGGACCGAGCCGCUCGAGAUUAAUACCGUGGCGGAGCGGCGCGCGCGCAUGUGGCACCAGCUGCGCGUGGCGUGCGAGAAGGCGCAGGAGGUGGAGCGCCGAGCAGAGGCGGACGCACAAGCGAGUGCUGGCGGGGCAGCAGCAGUCGCGGGGGCAGCGCACGGGGCCAGCAGCGCCGUGCCUCCCUCCCCUCUCCCCGCCCACCCCGCUACUCACGCCGUUGCGGGCGGCGCGGCUGCGCCAUUCACAGCAGCAGGCGCGCGCGGCGUGCCGCCCGGGCUGCUGCAAUUCGCGCGCACCGUCGCGCGGCUCGCAGCAGCAAGGGGCGGAAGGCCGGCAUUCCAGCAGUGGCAGCAGGCGGGUGCGCAGGGAGGGGCGCAGGGGGAGGUGCAGGGCGGAGGGGGGGCGGGGAGGGGCAUGAGGGUGGCGGUGGGCAUGCAGGUGCAGCUGCCUCGCACUGUGUCGCCGCGCGUCAGGUCCGUCACCCCUCGCUCUGCCCGCCUGCGCCGCCGUGCCGGCGCAGUGGUGGGGGCGGACGGGCCAGCGGGGCCGGGCAGCCCAGGGGGCGGCGAGGAGGGCGCGCGCAGCAGGGGCGUGGGGGGGCUGGCUGACGUGGCGGAGGCGGUGGAGGAUGUGACUGUAUCGAGGGGCGGGGGCAGAGAGGGGGAGGGGGCGGGGUCGUGGGGCGUGCUGCUGGGGGGCGUGGGGCUGGUGCAGCAGCGCGAGCAGAGGGAGAGGGAGUGGGCGCGUGAGGCCGCAGCAGCGCAGGCGGAGGCAGUGGCGCUGGCAGCAGCAGCGGCGGCGCAGCGAGCGGCGGCGGCGCGGAGGAAAGCCGGGCUGGACGGGCUGGAGGUGACUUUGGGGCAAAGCGAGGGCGCUGCCGGCGCAGGGGGAGGGGGCGCGGCGGCGGGGGCAGAGGUGGGGUGGGGCGUGGUGGGGUUCAUUCGGGUGGGCGGGGAGGGCGCGGGGGACGAGCAGGAGCGGCGGGUGGAGGUGGCGUGUGCCAUCCGCGUGCGCGACACCGCCUCGGGCCACGAGUUCCUCGUGGACCGCCCAGCGCUGCUGCUCUGGGGGGGCGAGCACGGCGCCGGCGGAGCAAUGGGCGAGGAGGGCGUGCGGUGGGGCUUUGGGGGGAAGGUGAUGCGGGGGCGAGGGCAGGCGGGGGCGUCGAGCGGCGGGGGGAGUGUGAGCGCGGCGGGGAUUGAGGGCGUGGCGGAGGGGGAGAACGUGGCGGCGCUGCUGGCUCUGAGGGCCGUGAGGCAGGCGGUGAGGGAGCAGCGCGUGGUGGAGCGGCGGCGCAAGAAGAAGACCCCACCCGCACCCACAGGCGCUGCUGCUGGUGCCGCAGGCACGGCGGGCGCAGGCGAGGGCGAGCAGCGGCCAGCAGAGGGCGCCGUGGCCGGCCAAGGCAGUGGCGCUGCGAGCGGCGGCGCGCGGAGCAGAGGCGGCGUGGGUGGUGAGCUGGAGGGCGGCGAGGGGCGAGGGAAGGCAGGCACGGAGGAAGGGAAGGAGGAGAAGAGCAGGGAUGGAGGAGAGGUGGGUGCGGUUGAGAGUGGUGAGGAAGGGUCGGACGCGGAGUACCGUGAAGGGGUGCGGUUUGUGAGUGCUCGGCGGGACACUCUUGGGCUGACGGAUGACGAGGAGGAGGGCGAUGUGGCACGCUGUGAGGUGAUCGGUGAUAUUGAGGAGGGGGGGGAGGGGGAUGAGGAAGACCAGGAGGAGGAGGAGGAUGAGGAGGAAGAGGAAGGAGACGAAGAGCAGGAGGGGGUUUCAGCAGAAAGUGGGGAGAAAGAGGGUAACGAGCCGGAGCGGGAGGGGCAGAGUGGCGACAAGAGUGGGUCGCCAGAGGAGAGUGGGAGGAAGUCCCGGUGGGGGCGCAAGGGGGGGAAGAGCAAGGCCGGCGCAGGGGUGGGGGAGAGUGAGGAGGGGAGGGACGGGGGGGAGGAGGGCGGAGAGGGCAGCAAGGUGGAGCAGGGCAGUGUGGAGGAUGCGGGGGACGAGGGCGUGCAGGGCCGGCCCAAGUCGAGCCGCGGGCGCGGGUGGCUCAAGGCCAUUCGCCGUGCUGCCGGGUACGGCAGUGGCAGCGGCAGCGGCAGCAGUAGCGGCGCCAGUGGCAAGGAGAGAGGAAGCGGGAAGGGGAAGGAUGGCGGCAUGAAUAAGGGGGGCCAACGGGAGGGCAAAGAGGGCGGUACAGGGGCUGCAGGGGGGGCGGUGGUGGGAGAGGGCACUGGGGAUGGGGGUGGGUGGGCGGGGGAAGGGGAGAGGCCGGGCGAGCCAUCAGUGCCGCCAGGGGAGCGCUCAGACCAGCCGCCUGCCGGACCACUGGGAGGCUCAUCCGGACUGGCAGGCUCGGGGCCAGGCAUGGCGAAGUCAGCAACAGUAGCGGCGGCAGCAGGUGGAGCGGGUGGGGCGUGGGGCGGCCCUGCGGUGGGGCCGGUGAGGGUGAAGGUGUCGGCCGUGAGGAAGCCCACCCGCCAGCUGUCCGACCUGUGGCUGCGGCAGGAGGUGCGCGGCGCGCAUGAGGGCGCCGUGUGGGUGGCGCGCUUCAGCGGGUGCGGGCGCUACCUGGCCACGGGCGGGCAGGACGGCGCCGUGCGCGUGUGGCGGGUGGAGGGGGCAGGCCACGGCACUGGUGCAGCGGACGAGGUGGUGGGCGCGUGGGAGCGGCGGGGGGGGAGGCUGGGCGGGGGAGGGGGCAGUGGAGGAGUGGAUGGCAAGGGGUGGGACGAGGCGCACGUGCGCGCCAAGGGAUACCCACGGGAGCGGUCGGAUGGGACGCCAGCGUUUGCAUCGGAGGAGAUUGUCCCGCCUGCCCUGCCCCACGCGGCGUCGCUGGCGUCUGGCUUCCGCUCCCAGCGGGGGAGGGGAGGGGGGGCGAGCAUGGGGCGGGCGGUGCCGCUGUUCCGCCUGCAGGAGGCGGCGCUGUGCUGCUUCACCGGCCACUCCGCUGACGUGCUCGACCUCGCCUGGACGCCCAAUGGGCGCACGCUGCUGGUGUCGGCCUCAGCGGACAGGAUGGUGCGCCUCUGGCAUGUCGGCUCCUCGCACUGCCUGCGCGUCUUCCCCCACCCCGACAUAGUGACGGCGGUGGCGUGGCACCCGCGGCAGGUGGGUGUGUUUCUGUCGGGGGCGCUGGACGAGAGGGUGCGCGUGUGGGCGGCAGCGCAGGGCGCCGUGCUGGACUGGGUGGACGUCGGUGAGAUGGUCACCGCCGCUGCCUUCAUGCCCGACGGACAGGGCAUCGCCGUGGGGACAGCCAUCGGCAACUGCCGCUUCUACUCCAUUUCAGCUGACGGAGAGCUGAGUCUGGAGGAGUCGGUGGAUCUGCGGGGGGGCAAGGCCAAGAAGCAGCCGCCGAGGAAGGUAACGGGCAUCCACGCGGUGCCGGGGUCGGCCUGCCACGUGCUCGUGUCGGCGGCCGACUCGCGCCUGCAGCUGUUCGAGGGCGCGCAGCUCAAGUGCAAGCUGCAGGGCCACAAGAACACCGCCUCGCACCUCGCCGCCGCUGUCAGUGUGGGCGGCGACUUCAUCGUGACGCCCAGCGAGGACGGCACCAUCUUCCUCUACAACCCGCCGGGGCUCCUUGCCAAAACCGGGCAGCCCAAUGACCGGCAGAAGGCGUACGAGUAUUUUGCGUGCCCGAGCGUGAGCAGUGCCGUGGCAGUGUGGCCGCUGGGGGUGGAGAGCAGUCGCGUGGGCCAGUCGCCGCUGCUGCCCUCGGGUGCUGCCAGCACCUCUGUGCCCGAGCAGCCACGCGUCAUUCCCAGAGGGGCCAGCUCCGCCUCUCCCGCUGCCACCCUGCCCGCACGCCCUGCUGCCCCUUCCCCUGCCACUGGUGCCACCACCUCUGCCCCUUCCCCUGCCACUGCUGCACCGCCUGCUGCUGGUGGCAGCACUGGCAGUAGCACGGUGGGGCUGUUCUAUGGGGGUGGGGCUGCCCUCACAGCAGCAGCAGCGGUGCCUUCUCCCUCGCCGUCAUUGGCGGGUGGGGACUGGGAGCAGAGCAGCCGUGGCAGCCAUGGGGACAGCGAUCCCAGCCGCCCCGCCACGAGUGCCAGCGUGGGUGGCAGCGGGGUGCAGCACAGCACGUCCACGGACGUGGGGGGGUCGGGCGAGGCGGGCAGGGCAGUGAGGGAGCGCUUUGAGGCUGCUGUGGCCACCAUGGCUGACGGCACUGCAGGCGGUGCGCGUGGCGAUGGGUCGGGGCAGGCAGUGCAGGACGGAGGCUGGAGUGCGGCAGCAGAUGGGGGCGCUGCAGGCCCGGGGGCAGCAGCAGCAGCAGGCGCGAGCAAGCCUCCGCUGCACUCUGCUGCCCCUGGGGCGUCAAGAAGCCCUCUUCGUCUUUUCUCGCCCUCCUGGGCGGCAAGUGAUGAGCUGGCGGGCGGUGGCAGCAGUGCAGCCGACGGGCUGGAGGCAGCGGCAGCAGCAGUGGCGGGCACAGAGGGGCCAAGGCAGGGUGGAGCAGGCGCAGAAGCAGUGGGUGGAGCGGCGGCAGCAGCAUGGAGGCGGAAAGAGCAGGUGGCCGGCGCCGCACCAGCUGCCGCUCCCACACCACCCAAGGCCAGAGCCGCAGCCACAGGGGGAGGGGCAGGAGGAGGGGCGGGGGGAGGAGGGGGCGAGGGAGGGGGGUGGCAGUGGGGCGAGGGCGCUGCGGAGAGGGCAUCGGCACUGGGGCUGGUGAUCGUGGCGGGCAGCUUCACAGGCGACCUGCGCGUCUACCAGAACAUGGCCGCGCCCUCCAAGGGGUAG
This is a messenger RNA of Closterium sp. Yama58-4, 4926 nucleotides long. Lineage: Eukaryota; Viridiplantae; Streptophyta; Zygnematophyceae; Desmidiales; Closteriaceae. The record is from the annotation of a GenBank genome assembly.